Molecule: messenger RNA, 414 nt
Organism: Penaeus vannamei (Pacific white shrimp)
Lineage: Eukaryota; Metazoa; Arthropoda; Malacostraca; Decapoda; Penaeidae
Source: RefSeq, a predicted model, not a curated record
AUGAAUUAUUCAUCAAACACACGGAAAGACCCUAGCAAAACCCUGACCCCAAAUUCAAGACCCCCCCAAAACCCCAAACCAAGACCCCAAAGUAAACCCCAAACCAAGACCCCAAUAAGACCCCAAACCAAAACCCAAAACCAAGACCCCAAAGUAAGACCCCAAACCAAGACCCCAAAGUUAAGACCCCAAAAUAAGACCCCAAAACCCCCAAAAAUAAGACCCCAAAUUCCGACCCAAACCAAGACCCCCAAACCCCAAGACCCCCAAACCAAGACCCCCAAACCAAGACCCCAAGAUAAUAACUCUCUCUCCCAGGACGCCGAGCCGGGGAACCCCCUACGCGGCACCACCUUGUUCAUUAUCCACCAGGAGCGUCUCCCGACGGCGCUCCUUCUGCCAGGGUCCUUCUGA